Molecule: messenger RNA, 2224 nt
Organism: Doryrhamphus excisus (bluestripe pipefish)
Lineage: Eukaryota; Metazoa; Chordata; Actinopteri; Syngnathiformes; Syngnathidae
Gene: cfap36
Product: cilia and flagella associated protein 36
Cellular component (GO): ciliary base; axoneme
Source: RefSeq, a predicted model, not a curated record
AUCAGGCGUCAUCGCUCUUCUGCAAGAGAGCGCGAUUCUGCUCGUCCUCUUCAAGAGGGAAAAAUAAACAGCGCCCUCGCCCACCUGGGAUGUGUGCGUAAUGGGGGGCGUUUUAUGAUUGUCAACAUCCAUAAAUGUGUGCAUCUGUAUGUGCGGGCUGCGUGUGUCGGUACCGUAGCGGAGCUGGACGCGCUCAGGCCGGAGGAGCGAAGCUGGUGGCCGGCCUGCCGCCGCUGACAUCCCCCGGCAGCGGCAGCAGCAGCAGCAGCGGCCAACAUGGCCGAGGACGACAACGAGUGGGUGGUGGAGAGCAUCGUUGGCUACCUGGGGAGUCCAGAAUGGGUUAUUCCAGUCACGGACUUUAUGGAACACAAAUGCACAGUGUUUGAUGAUGAAGAUGAAAAUAAAUUGUCAUACACGGAAAUCCAUCUGCAGUAUAAAAAGUUGGUGGAAAAGCUGCUGGAGAAUUACAUGCAAGAGGUUGGCAUCAACGAGCAACAGUUUUUGGAUGCGUGCACCUCCCCUUUUGCCAAGUCCAAAACUGUGCAAUCUGUUUUCCAGCCAGUCCUGGCCACAGAUGACUUCCAGAUGUUCCGCUCGCUGAUGGUCCAGAAGAACAUGGAGCUGCAGCUUCAAGCCCUACGUGUGAUCAAAGAGAGGAAUGGGGCUCUUCCCGAGUGUCUGACUGAUGGCGUGGAUGACCUGACGGAGCUGCAGCAGCAAGAGAUGAAGAUCCUGCAGGAGGUCCUCAAAAAGUCCAAAGAGGAAUACGACAAGGAAAUGUCGUGGAGGUUGCUCCUGGAGGAGGAGCAGGGUUCUACAUCCAGCGGUAGAUGUGACCCCAAGCCCCAAGGUGGUGGUGGCGGUGGUGAAGUGGCCAAAAGCUGUCCUCCCAGCCAAGACAGCAGCUCUGUCAAGGCCAAAGCUGACGGUCACCUGGUGAAUGGGAACACUGCAGCUAAUCUGGUCAACGGAAAAACACCCAGCAACACUGAGAUCAAGAUGGCAGCCACAGGAGACGUAAAGCGUGAGGAAAAUUACAGUUGUUCUUCUUCUUCUUCCACACGUACCUCUGAUGGUGUCAGUACCUGCCUGGAACCCAGAGUCCUCCCUCCUGUGAGAGCACCAAUCAGCUCCAUCCCUGACCGCAAGGAGCAGAGCGGCAGCCAAUCAGCAGGGGAAUCCUGGCUGGAGGAAGCACACAGGGAGGCGGGCUUCUCUCAGCCUUACACUGAGUUGUCGGCGUCACAGCAGCAUCAGCUCCAGCAGAGGGCGGCUUACUUGUGUCAGCAGCGAGACAAGCUACGUGCGCUCAAGGAGCAGCAGAACAAGACCAAGCAAGCAGGCAUGCCCGAGGAGGCGCCCGGCACCCCCUCACCACCGACACCUCUUCAGACCUCUGAGAUUUCUGCAGAGGAGCGGAAGAAGCUUCAGAAGAGAAAGCAUCUGGCUGACAAGCUGAAAGAAGAAGUCAUCAAGAAAUGAGCGCCACGUGAAAUACGAACUCUCCUUUGAAUGCAGUCCAAGGUUCCUAAACUCACCUUUGUUGUGUGGAAUCAGGGUUUGUGCACCAUGUCCUCGCUCAGUACACAUCAAGACAAGUCCGAGAUCUUCCUUUGUGACGAUAUGACUGUUUCCUUGUCUUCUACAGAGGAUUUCAAAGAGUGUGUCUAAUGGAGCACUCUCUUAAAGACUGUUUUUUCAUGUCAUCGUUGGACUCGAGUGUCCAGGUGGAAGAAAAUCGUUGUACAUAUGUUGAGAUGUUAAAAAAAAAACAUUCCACAUGCAUGCAACUUGCAGAAAGAUAUCUCAGAAUGCAAUGCUUGGAGCUUCAGAAACUGGACCCGCUGGUUCAUGCACAUUUACACCACUAGAUGGCAGCAUUUAGAAAGCAUGUGUACGUAAUAGUUUCUAAGUGGAAACAAUGGUGAUGCAAUAUUAUCCUAUGUGGUUGAAUAAAUAACCAUUUGUAAAGUGGAUGUUAUUAAAACAAUGUAAAAAAAAAUAAUAUGCCGUCAGUACCAGAUUAUAUCGGACAUUCAGGGUCACAUUUGAUGUCAAAAUGUCAAGACAACCUGCCAGGUCAUAUUUGGGUCUAUUCCCCUUUAGAAUUCCUAGAGAAAAAGACUAUGGCCGAGUCAAUCCCUCCUUGCAUGUUUGUAAGAAGACAUUUUGUAAUAAAAAUAUAUGCAACCCUCAUUCGCAACUAAAUUAGUGCUUCAUU